CCUUGUCGCACGCCAGUCUGCUUCUGACAUUCGCGCGCCGCGCUCGAUCGCCGCUUUUAACGUCUGUGAUACUCCGUUGCUGUUGGCCAAAAAGGGCCAAAGUGCCGACAAGCGAAGCAAAGCGGCUUAGGUUCAAAAAUAAAUAUAUAUAGCUAUAUAUUUCUUCGAUUUUCGUGGAGCGAACUUGAGCUGGGAUUUUGGCAAACGCAAUGAAAACGAUAAACCACACAAUCGGCUUCCUACUGCUGGCAGCAUACCUUCCUUGCAUGUCCUGGGCAGCUCCUGCCCUGCACUUCAGUGAACCGGAGCCCGAUGAACUGGAGGCCUAUCCCACGUCGCCCAGCCAGGUGCUGCCCAUACAACCCGUGUUGAUUUACCCCAAGCCACGUGAGAAUCUCUACCAGGCGCGAACUUUAGCAGGACGAAAUGACGACCAGGACAUCAUCUUCGUGAAGCUGCUGCAGGAUAAAUCGCAUGGCUAUCGGCCCAAGCAGCAACGUCUCGUCAUGGAGGAGACGAAGUCCUCGCAGCGCAAGAAUCUCGGCCUAAAGGACAUAUUCUAUGUGAAGGCGCUCACCAAUGGACGAUUUAGCCAUGAGCGACUGAAGGUUUACCGGGUGCCCGAGUUCUACGCCAUCAGUGUUUUUAGCAACGGUGAUAAAUGAGCAGAGACACCGGUUUGUUGGCGAUAAAAAAGGAGUAAAAUAAGUUAUUUUUAAGAUGCUAUAAAUAAAUACCUCAGGAG
Drosophila mauritiana is the source of this 745-nucleotide messenger RNA. RefSeq lists its product as uncharacterized. Bases 210 to 665 code for a protein of 151 amino acids. The transcript has 2 exons. The record is from RefSeq and is a predicted model, not a curated record. Lineage: Eukaryota; Metazoa; Arthropoda; Insecta; Diptera; Drosophilidae.